Messenger RNA from Vombatus ursinus (common wombat), 1296 nucleotides. RefSeq names its product Spi-C transcription factor (gene SPIC). Gene Ontology annotation, molecular function: sequence-specific DNA binding; DNA-binding transcription factor activity, RNA polymerase II-specific. The transcript has 7 exons. Gene Ontology annotation, cellular component: nucleus. Gene Ontology annotation, biological process: regulation of transcription by RNA polymerase II; cell differentiation. The record is from RefSeq and is a predicted model, not a curated record. The coding region runs from base 324 to 1049 and encodes 241 amino acids. NCBI's taxonomy places the organism in Eukaryota, Metazoa, Chordata, Mammalia, Diprotodontia, Vombatidae.
CAAUUCAGCCUUUUCUGUUAUUAAUGAAAACAUCUUGGUAGAGGACUGAAAGUCUCCUUCCCGGUUACCACUUUGUUAAUGAAGCUAUGGUAAGAGACAUCCUGGGUUAAUCAAUAGAGAACUAGCUCUUGGAGUCAGAAAGACCUGGGUUCAAGUCCUGCCUCUGACACAUACUGACUGGGCAAGUCACUUCACCUUGCUCCAGGCAAUUAUACUCUGAACCAAUAAGUUGCAGAGCAAUAGUAGAUCUGCACUGAUAGAGGGAGUUUCCUCACUGGGAGAUCCCUGCAUUCAUGGAAUUAUAGAGCUGGUUGGAACAAGACAUGCUGGGUCAGGCAUUCGAAGAUGCUUUUGAGGUAAUGCAGCAACAUUCAGCUGGGGACCAUCAGUAUUCCCCAGAUUACAAAAAUUACUUGACUUUUCUAAAUCAUUAUCCUCAUCUCAGAGGAAAUCCCAACUGUUAUGGAGUACUCCCCACAGAAGAAACUGUCUAUAACUGGAGAACUGUUAUUAACAGCACUACUGACUUCUAUUUUGAAGGAAGCCUCCAUCAUGCUCUGCAGAAUAUGACUGAAAACCAGGGGGUGCAGACUGCUCCUGUCCAACAGAGAGGCGGAAAAGGGAGAAAGAAGCUCCGACUGUUUGAAUACCUUCAUGAAUCUUUGUGUGAUCCUGAGAUGGCAUCCUGUAUCCAGUGGGUAGAUAAAUCAAAGGGGGUCUUUCAGUUUGUUUCCAAAAACAAAGAGAAACUUGCAGAACUUUGGGGAAGAAGGAAAGGCAACCGCAAGACCAUGACUUACCAGAAAAUGGCCAGAGCCUUGAGGAACUAUGGAAGAACUGGGGAAAUCAUAAAAAUCCGCAGGAAGCUCACCUAUCAGUUCAGUGAGGUCAUCCUUCAGAGACUCUCCCCACCUUUGUUUUUGGGAAAAGAAAUAAUCUAUUCACAAUAUAUUCAAUCUGACCAAGAACAACUCAAUUUAAAUAAUUGGAAUGCUAAUUAUAAUUACAUGUAUAGCCACGACCAUGAUCUAGGUUACUCUGAUUGCUAGGACAUGUGCCUUCCUUCCAUCCCCAUUACAGGGUUUUGAAGGCAUCACAAAUUCCUAUAAGAUAAGGGCUUUCCCCUCAAAUCAAGGCAAAAUUCAUUUAGUUUAGUUUCAUUGUUGUUAUAUGUUGUAAUUAAAUGGUGUAUACAACUCAUGAAGUUGAAUGGAAUUCUAUAAAUGAACACAUUUUCUAUGAUAAACUGAACUGAAUGUAUAAAAAUUAAAUUUCUCUGAGAUUACUGCCUUAAAA